GGAAGUUGUCGGAAUAUCUUUGACAAUGGAUUCUCUGGAGUAGUGGGGGAUCCGAUGCCAUAAUGCGUCACUUCCUGCGUCCUUGUUUCGUCGUUGUUGAGGCAUAGUAUACAAGAGAAAACAAAAAUGGCUGACAAUGAUGAUCUUCUUGACUAUGAAGAUGAGGAACAGCCUGAACAGACUGUGAUUGAUGGAUCUGGUGAUGCUACUACAAAGAAAGAAGUAAAGGGGACUUACGUCUCCAUCCACAGUUCUGGUUUCCGUGAUUUUCUUCUUAAACCGGAAAUUUUACGGGCUAUUGUUGAUUGUGGCUUUGAACAUCCUUCAGAAGUGCAACAUGAGUGUAUUCCGCAGGCUGUACUUGGGAUGGACAUUUUAUGUCAGGCCAAGUCAGGUAUGGGAAAAACAGCAGUGUUUGUACUGGCAACGUUGCAACAGUUGGAACCUGCAGAAAACCAGGUGUAUGUACUUGUGAUGUGCCACACACGUGAACUGGCAUUCCAGAUUAGCAAGGAAUAUGAAAGAUUCUCAAAAUACAUGCCACAGACUAAGGUGGGAGUGUUCUUUGGUGGCUUGCCAAUUCAGAAGGACGAGGAGGUGUUGAAGAGCAGUUGCCCACAUAUUGUGGUUGGGACUCCGGGUCGAAUCCUAGCCCUCGUUCGCUCCAAGAAGCUGAAUUUGAAACAUUUGAAGCAUUUUAUUCUGGAUGAAUGUGAUAAAAUGCUUGAACUUCUUGACAUGAGACGUGAUGUACAGGAAAUAUUUCGCAACACACCGCAUGGGAAGCAAGUAAUGAUGUUCAGCGCUACAUUGAGCAAGGAAAUUCGCCCAGUCUGCAAGAAAUUCAUGCAAGAUCCAAUGGAGGUGUAUGUGGAUGACGAAGCCAAAUUGACUCUCCAUGGUUUGCAGCAGCACUACGUCAAGUUGAAGGAAAAUGAGAAGAACAAAAAGCUUUUUGAGUUGCUUGACAUUUUAGAGUUUAAUCAGGUUGUGAUCUUUGUUAAAUCUGUUCAACGGUGCAUGGCUCUUGCUCAGCUUCUCAUUGAGCAGAACUUCCCAGCCAUUGCUAUUCAUCGAGGGAUGGGACAAGAGGAGAGGUUGUCCAGGUAUCAGCAGUUCAAAGAUUUCCAGAAGCGAAUUCUGGUCGCAACAAACUUAUUUGGACGUGGUAUGGAUAUUGAAAGAGUUAAUAUUGUGUUUAACUAUGACAUGCCAGAGGAUUCUGACACAUACUUGCAUAGAGUAGCAAGAGCAGGACGAUUUGGUACUAAGGGUCUGGCUAUUACACUUGUAAGUGAUGAAGGUGAUGCCAAGAUAUUGAAUGAAGUCCAGGAUCGUUUCGAUGUCAACAUCACAGAGUUGCCAGAUGAGAUAGACUUGUCUUCUUAUAUUGAAGGGCGGUAAUGAGAUUGAAGAUUGGCAUUAACUUCACGUAUCUGUUAAAAUCACUGUGUGGUUGAAUGUAAGGGGGAAAGCUCAGGCCCUGCAGGCUCUGUUCAUGAAUGUUACCACGUGGAUGUGUAAGCUGGGGUUCUACCCAUCGUUCCCUGUUUGUAUUGAAAAGUCAUUCAUGUGAAAGCAAAUUUAUUUGUCUUUCAUGCAUAAUCUUUUAUCAAGAAUUCAUGUGAUUGAUAUUGACGUGCAUUUAUGUAAUAUUUGCUUCUCUAAGUGGACUUGCAUAAUGGCUAAAUAGUUGUAGGUCAGUAAAAUAAAAUAAUUUGUAACACUGUUUUUAUUCCUUAACGCUAGUACAAAAUGAAAUGUGUGAAAAUUG
Molecule: messenger RNA, 1774 nt
Organism: Zootermopsis nevadensis
Lineage: Eukaryota; Metazoa; Arthropoda; Insecta; Blattodea; Termopsidae
Gene: Hel25E
Product: ATP-dependent RNA helicase 25E
Molecular function (GO): nucleic acid binding; ATP binding; RNA helicase activity
Source: RefSeq, a predicted model, not a curated record